CAGGCUUGAAGCCAAAGCGCCCAGCCACUGACCCAGAGAUUACAGGGCCCAGAUGCUGCGGCUGGGAAGGAGCAAAGAUAAAUCGCCUGAGCUGGGAUGAGGGAUUGCGCUUCAGCCGGCAGAAACCCAGCAAAGAAGCCAGCUCGUCCUGCGUCCUGCGUAGCGGGGCUUCUCAGGCUCGGGGCGGAAAGCUGCGCGCCCGGAACCUUUGUACGCGGGCUUUUGGGAACCCGGAGCUCUUGGGUGUCGCGCGCGGCGGCUGGCCAUAGCUGGUUGCCAGGGCGACGCCUGCGAUGAUGGCUGCUGCGUCUUCGUCGGAUUCCGACAGCGGCAAAGCGGAGAGCAACGAUGCCAGUUCGAAAUGGCUGGAUGCGCACUACGACCCCAUGGCCAACAUCCACACCUUUUCCGCCUGCCUGGCGCUGGCAGAUUUGCAUGGGGACGGGGAGUACAAGCUGGUGGUGGGGGACCUUGGCCCAGGUGGGCAGCAGUCCCGCCUGAAGGUGUUCAAAGGACUCAGAGUACUGACUGAAAGCCCACUACCUGCACUACCAGCCGCUGCUGCCACCUUCCUCAUAGACCAGCACGAGCCCCGAACACCAGCUCUAGCAUUCGCUUCAGGCCCUUGUGUGUAUGUGUAUAAGAAUCUUAGGCCCUACUUCAAGUUCAGCCUGCCCCAGUUGCCUACAAAUACCCUGGAACAAGAUCUUUGGAACCAAGCCAAGGAGGACCAGAUUGACCCCUUGACCCUGAAGGAGAUGCUGGAGGGCAUCCGGGAGAAGGCAGACGUGCCUUUGUCUGUACAGUCACUCAGGUUUCUGCAGCUGGAGCGGAGUGAAAUGGAGGCAUUUGUGAACCAGCACAAGUCCAAGGCCAUCAGACGUCAGACAGUCAUCACCACCAUGACCACCUUAAAGAAGAACCUGGCAGACGAAGAUGCUGUGUCCUGCUUGGUGCUAGGCACUGAGAACAAGGAGCUCCUGGUGCUAGACCCAGAGGCCUUCACCAUUUUGGCCAAGAUGAGCCUCCCCAGCAUCCCCGUCUUCCUGGAGGUUUCUGGCCAGUUCGACGUCGAGUUCCGGCUUGCCGCUGCCUGCCGCAACGGGAACGUGUACAUCCUGAGAAGAGACUCCAAGUGCCCCAAGUACUGCAUCGAGCUAAGUGCCCAGCCUGUGGGGCUUGUUCGGGUAAACAAGGUCCUGGUGGUGGGCAGCACCCAAGACAGUCUGCAUGGCUUCACCUACAAGGGUAAGAAGCUGUGGACGGUGCAGAUGCCUGCAGCCAUCCUGACCAUGAACCUCCUGGAGCAGAGCUCCCGGGGCCUGCAGGCUGUCAUGGCUGGACUGGCCAAUGGAGAGGUCCGCAUUUACCGUGACAAGGCCCUGCUCGACAUCAUCCGCACCCCGGAUGCAGUGACCAGCCUUUGCUUUGGCCGCUACGGGAGGGAAGAUAACACCCUCAUCAUAACUACUCGAGGCGGUGGCCUGAUUAUCAAGAUCCUGAAGCGUACAGCAGUGUUUGUGGAGGGGGGAGGUGAGGUGGGCCCCCCACCAGCCCAGGCCACAAAACUCAGCGUGCCCCGAAAGACCCGGCUUUAUGUGGAUCAGACACUGCGAGAGCGGGAGGCUGGCACCGCCAUGCACCGGACCUUCCAGACCGACCUCUACCUGCUGCGCCUCCGGACCGCCCGCACCUACGUGCAGGCCCUUGAGUCCAGCCUGAACCCUGUGUCUGUGACAGCCCGGGAGCCACUGAAGCUGCAUGCCGUGGUUCAAGGCCUGGGCCCCACCUUUAAGCUUACACUUCACCUGCAGAAUACCUCGACAGCCCGGCCCGUCCUCGGGCUGCUGGUCUGCUUCCUGUACAACGAGGCGCUCUAUGCCCUGCCCCGGGCCUUCUUCAAGGUCCCCUUGUUGGUACCAGGGCUCAGCUACCCGCUGGAGACCUUUGUGGAGAGUCUCAGUGACAAGGGCAUCUCAGACAUUAUCAAGGUGCUGGUGCUUCGAGAAGGUCAGAGUGCACCCCUGCUGAGUGCCCACAUCAACAUGCCUGUGAGUGAGGGGCUGGCAGCUGCCUGACCCCUGGGCUGGUGUUAAAGCCCCUGUGGAAUCAGGACCAAGAAGAUCCAGCCCCUUCCACUGAGCUGGGCAGUCAGUGGCCCAGGCCUGACCCUGUGCCGCAGGGUGCUGGGUGACAGCUUCCCUCUUCUCUCCUGAGCUCCCCUUUCUCAGCACCCCGACUGGACUGCUGGGUGACCGAUAGCAGCAGGUCAGUGAGUACCCAGGAGGGUCAGCUCCUCUCUUCUCAGGAAGAUGCAGGCUCUGGCUCACUGGGCUCCUGCUGCUCCUCCGUCCUCCCUACUUUUCUCCAGAAACCACGCCCGGGUCCAGAGGAAGGGCUCUGAAGUGGUCACCGUGAGAUGAGGGACAUAGGCCAGCCUUGUGCUUUGCUGCUCCCCCUGGGCACAUCGCCCAUUGCUGCUGCCAGCCCAGGCCAGAGUUGGGAAGGGCCUGGCCUGGGACAAUCAGAGCUUUUCUGGAGUGAGACUGAGCCCCCUGCUGCUCCCUGGGGUCCCAGAGGCUUUGCUGCUGCCAGUCAGCUUGCAAGCAAAACACAUGCUCUGAUCUCCCCUCAUGAGUGACUAAGGGGCCCUUCCUUCUAUUCAGAGGGCCCAGAGAAUAGCUGCCUCCCCACAGGGGGCUGUUCUGAAAUCUUGGGCUCAGUAAAGGUCUCAGGCCUGUGAUGCUCCAUGCAGAGGGCAUAGGGCACAGGGUACCCGUGCAGGGAGCCAGUGGCCCCAGCCCCUACCAGGCUCCUGUAGACCACAGACUGCUCCUGACUGCGAUGCUUGGGUCAAGAACAAGCACCUAGAGAGAAAGGCUCAGCUAGACAUAGCAGAGAGGGUGUUGGGGGGCAUAGCAGGGGCAUUUCUGGGGCCCUGGGGAGGUGGCACAGGAGGCAGAAGCCCAGAACUGCCCAUCAAGAUGUGCUUCUACGCCCUGGAGCCCAGAGCAGUCAUGUGAGUGGAAUGUUUACCUGACAGUGGCCAUAGUGUGCAAGAAUUCUGGAAAGAUAUGGACCAGAGGCUUGAGUGAGGCAGAAGACCGAACAAAGGCACACGCUUAGCCCACAAGGACCAGAGACCCACAGUCCUGGCCCUCAGUGCCUUGGAGCCCUGGCCACUCUGCCUGGCCACCCCAUGGCACUCUGGCAGGCCACUUGUGAGCCAGGAGCCCCGCUCCCAGAGGACCUGCAUCUCACCCUCUGACCAGGAGCAGACUGGUGUGUGGCGACAGCUCAGGCUUGUGGGAAGUCACCCCAUCCCUGGGGACUUCCAUUGCCCUUGUAUGAAAUGAGGCCGUUUGACCAGAUUCAGCUUGGCAGCCCUCUAGAGCAAAUGAGGGGUCAGCUCCAGAAAAGGGGUACUUGACAGGACUAACUGAGGAGCUUUUUCCCUUGAGACCAAGGGCACUGCCAGGCAACAGUCUCUGUGCCCAACACACAGGGAGGACUGGGAUGACAGCCCACAGCCACCCCCUCACCCCUGAGGAAUGCAUUCUGGGCCAGGUGAUGAGAAGCAAGGGGUCUAGACCAAAAAAGAGCCCCUCCCGCUCCCCUCUGUACCGUCCGGCCACACAGACAGACCAACCGAGUGAGGAUGGUGAAGGGUUUCUGGGUCAACUGAGGCACAGGUGGAACAAGCAGGAGGUUUAACUUGGAAAUGGACAGACAGGUAGAAGGAGUGUCACCAUCAGCUAAAGAGACUUCAACUAAACCUGAAGAGCUUUCUGAGAGC
Messenger RNA from Molossus molossus (Pallas's mastiff bat), 3796 nucleotides. RefSeq names its product Bardet-Biedl syndrome 1 (gene BBS1). Lineage: Eukaryota; Metazoa; Chordata; Mammalia; Chiroptera; Molossidae. Gene Ontology annotation, cellular component: BBSome; axoneme; centrosome. Gene Ontology annotation, molecular function: patched binding; smoothened binding. The coding region runs from base 294 to 2078 and encodes 594 amino acids. Gene Ontology annotation, biological process: non-motile cilium assembly; protein localization to cilium. The record is from RefSeq and is a predicted model, not a curated record. The transcript is spliced from 17 exons.